AUGCCGAGGGACACAUUUGAUCAGCUCGAGAUCAAGCCAGACCGGCUCAAGCCCACUUGGAAUCCUUUGCUAAGGUUUGAUGGAAAAAGAGCGGAGCCCAUCGGUAUGGUGGAAGUAGCAGUGCAUACUACAGAGAGGGUUCUGAUGGAAAGCUUUGUGGUUGUCGAGAUCCAUCCUUCUUACAACCUUCUGAUGGGCAGAUGGUGGACCCACAGAGUUCAAGGUGUUCCUUCCACUCUGCACCAAGUAAUGCGAUACUUGGGGCUAGACGGCACCAAGGUGAUUGACAUUCAUGGGGACCAAGUUGCAGCUAAGGAAUGUUAUUCAGUGACACUGAAAUCCGCUGGGAAAGGAAAAGCACCUGUCCGAUCGGCGAGCCCGAAAUAG
Molecule: messenger RNA, 387 nt
Organism: Cornus florida
Lineage: Eukaryota; Viridiplantae; Streptophyta; Magnoliopsida; Cornales; Cornaceae
Exons: 1
Coding region: 1-387 (128 amino acids)
Source: RefSeq, a predicted model, not a curated record